GGCUGUUAGCACAGACAGAGGAAGUGAUGCAGGAAAAUGUCCAUAAUGUAGUUCAAUGACUAAAAGGGGGAAGCACAAAGAAAUAGGCAGCCUUAGUCCGAGAGUGGCUCUUUAACUUGUUUUAAACUGCGAACCAACAAAAAUGAAUUCCGAUACAAACUCUGACUGCUAAUCAUUUUAUCAUUCCCUAAAGGUAGAAUAGAGUGCGACUUUAUUAUGGAAGUUUUUUCUUUUUUUUUCUUUUGGUCAGCUGCCUGCUAGUUUGCUAACAAUCUGACGACGAGUUUGCCUCAGUUCGUUACUGCUGGUAUUUCGGCCAACUUAUUUGCCCACCUUUGUUUUCAGUGACAUUUAUGAAGUGAUGUACAUUCAAAUGACGCGGCCUACGUUUUCCUAAAAAGCGUUGCUGAUCUCAAGGUCACAAUGAUGGAGCAGAACUGAAAGACAAUGCCAUCUGACGGAGUGUCUAGGUUUUAAAUUUGCCCCCUGACGUUUGGUACCUGACAGAUCUGGCACAGGCCUGAGGGUAUGUUGAGACAUCUUGCCAGGCCAGAGCAGAGGCGCCUAGGUGGUUCGGACGGGGACUGAAGGUGAGGAGGAAAGCCAGACGGGGGACCAGGAGGGAAGACAUGGGCCAGUGUGUCACCAAGUGUAAGAAUCCGACGUCCUCGCUCGGCAGCAAGAGUGGAGACAAAGAGAGCAGCUCGAAGUCCCACAAGAGAGUUGAAAGUGCUAGUGGGGGCAGUCACAAGGAAGAUUCCAGUGCCCCAUCUUGCAAAUCCAGUGAACAAUUGAAUGGCACCAAAGCCUUAGAGGCUACUGCGGAGACGACCAUCAUCUCCACAGUGAUGAGGGAUCCGUGCAAGGACGAAUGUCUGGAUAAAGACGGGCUGUCCAUGCUGCGUAUCGAGGAGCUUUUCGGACGCUACAAGGAUGAACAGGAAGAUGCCAUCCUGGAGGAGGGCAUGGAAAAGUUUUGUAACGAUCUGUGUGUGGACCCCGCAGAGUUCCGUGUUCUUGUUCUCGCCUGGAAGUUUCAAGCAGCUACUAUGUGCAAGUUCACAAGGAAAGAGUUUGUUGAGGGCUGCAAGGCCAUCAGGGCGGACAGUAUUGAGGGCAUCUGCUCACGCUUCACUUACAUGCUGCUGGAAGCCCAGGUUGAAGAGAACUUCAAGGACCUUUACCGUUUCACCUUCCAGUUCGGUCUGGACGCCGAAGAGGGCCAACGGUCGCUUCAGCGGGAAAUUGCCAUCGCACUAUGGCGACUGGUUUUCACACAAGACACUCCGGAGAUUCUGGAACGCUGGCUGGAGUUUCUAGCCGAGAACCCCUCCGGUAUUCGGGGCAUCUCCAGGGACACGUGGAACAUGUUCCUCAACUUCACCCAGGCCAUUGGGUCUGACCUCAGCAACUACAGUGAGGACGAGGCCUGGCCCAGCCUCUUUGACACUUUUGUGGAGUGGGAGUUGGAGCGCAGGAAAAGAGAGGAGGAGCAGGCACUGAAGGCAAAGGAGGAAGAAGGAGGGAGGUGUACGGAGACGGAUUGUCCUCCUACCACAGAUAGACUUGAAACUGAGGGGAGCCGUGGCUCACAGACAUGGGGGGGGCACUGACCAGAAACCAUAUUUGCUCUCGGGGGAGAGGAUAUGCUCUAUAUGUGAACUGUACAUGUGGGAAUCAUUGGAUGAAUAUUAGUAUUAUCAUUUCAGUUAUUCAGUUAUCUCUCCUGGUAUGUUGGGAUGGGAUUACUGCUAUGCUUUAUUUUGUUGAAAGGGCUCUAUGAACUGUUGUUUUAAGCACUUCUAUUUAAGUUAUUGGUUUACUUUUCCCCCAUCCAUUGCGUUUUAAGAAUGUGGUUGAUGUUUAUAUAUAUAUAUAUAUAUAUAUAUAUAUAUAUAUAUACAUACAUACAUACACCUACCUACCACAACCCAUCAGAGUUAGCUCAGUGAAUGGGCAGCAGAAAGCCGUGAGCAGAUUUAAUCUUGAAACAUGGUAGAUAUAAUUUGUUCAAGGGGGUCGUUUCUAAUGAAGAAGGGAAAUCAUGUCUUAACUACCUUUUUAAAAUCAAUUCAAAGUGACAAAAAUGAGAUGGUGAAUCAGUGAGUGGAUGGUUUUAUGUGUCCGUGUAGCAAGGGUGAGUUUAUCAUGAUUGGCCCACAGAUAGUAGGAAAAGGACAUUAUAAUUCAGUCAUAGGGGCAUUUAAAAAAAUACAAAUUACAGUUACUUUGGCAUACUUUUAUCAGUUUGAGUACUUUUAAAUCCCAGUUGGUUGUUCUUGUCUCCAGUAUUCAGUGUUCUUUGACUUUUGAGUGCUACCUGAACAGUGAGCAGCUUCUGUGCUUUCCCAUGACCCGCCAACACAUUCUCACACCCAAGGCGUCAAAAUACGACGCGUGUGACCAAGCCUCAAUAUAUGACGAUUCGGGACGCCCCAGCAUGUCAGGAGACUAUGAUCAGGGACAAACAACUGACGCAGCGUCCCAGAGCGUCGGUGUCCGACGCCGGUGGUGAGACGGACAUUAGAAGUACUUGUGAACUACUUAACCUUCCCCUCACCCCAGUCCUAACCUUAAGGUCACAGUUUAUGGGCCUUAAGAUUAGGAUCGGGGUGACGGGAAGGUUAAAUAGUCGAAUAACGUCCGUGUGACAGCGCGCGUCAAACAGUGACGCCAGCGGAGCCACGUGACCCAGCGUGUCCCUGAUCGUCGUCUCCUGACGCACUGGGGCGUCCCGAAUCGUCAUAUAUUGAGACUUGGUCACACACGUCAUAUUAUGACGCCUUGGGUGUGAGAAUGUGUUGCUCCCGCAACAUCUACCAUUUUCAUGUCCGCCUUCUUUCAACAAACAGUUUUAAUGUAUGCAACUGAAUGAGGUUGGCUUUUCUCAGCUGCCUCGUUCAUUUUAAUAAUGGAAUUUUGUAUCAAAAAUUUGGGUAAUUGUUACAGAGGGAUGCCUAAACUGCAUUAAGCCUGGGCACCUCACAGAGCUUUUGUUGUACUGCAGGAGUUUUAGUCUUUACGUCCUUCGACUGCUAGACACUCAAAAUAUGUGUGCACACGUCACAAAUAAUGCAAGUACUGCUGCUGGCAAUGGUUGCAAUGAAUUGCACAGAAACUAAUGGCAUGCUAAUUUGCUGUACUUGGAAUGCUUUGCCGAGAUUGUUGUUAACCACAAUAUUACCAUUUGAAGCGUAUCCAAAUUGUAGAUUGAUCAUUAUAAGCAAGGGUGUUUUGGAAUGAGCUAGUUAGUCCUGCUGGUUAGUCAACAGACUGUGACUUGGGUUGAAUGGAAGUGGGUGGCCACUAUCUAAUUAAACAUCUAAAAUGGUUUUAUUUCAUCCCCUUUUAUUUUGUUUUUAUAAGAAAUGUACUGAUUUAUAAUAAAUAAAAACAGUGUUGAUUUUUUUUGCCAUGGAAA
Nothobranchius furzeri (turquoise killifish) is the source of this 3421-nucleotide messenger RNA. It is a transcript of the gene dcun1d3, whose product is annotated as defective in cullin neddylation 1 domain containing 3. Lineage: Eukaryota; Metazoa; Chordata; Actinopteri; Cyprinodontiformes; Nothobranchiidae. Gene Ontology annotation, biological process: protein neddylation. Gene Ontology annotation, molecular function: cullin family protein binding; ubiquitin-like protein binding; ubiquitin conjugating enzyme binding. The record is from RefSeq and is a predicted model, not a curated record. Gene Ontology annotation, cellular component: ubiquitin ligase complex.